Contarinia nasturtii (swede midge) is the source of this 1745-nucleotide messenger RNA. Its product is annotated as SET domain-containing protein 4. The record is from RefSeq and is a predicted model, not a curated record. NCBI's taxonomy places the organism in Eukaryota, Metazoa, Arthropoda, Insecta, Diptera, Cecidomyiidae. The transcript has 2 exons. Gene Ontology annotation, biological process: peptidyl-lysine dimethylation; positive regulation of transcription by RNA polymerase II; peptidyl-lysine monomethylation. Gene Ontology annotation, molecular function: transcription coactivator activity; protein binding; histone H3K36 methyltransferase activity. Bases 146 to 1507 code for a protein of 453 amino acids.
AGAGAAUUGAGAGUUGAGGUUAUGUCACCUGAGUGUUUGAUACACAAAACGGAGGCCUCACAAUAUAUAUCAAACCAAGCAAUUAAGUGUUACAUUUGAUGUUUGUGGAAACGGCAACCAUGAAAAAUGUUUGAAUCAAAACGAUAUGGGGCGUACGGAUCGUAAUCGUAAGCGUAAAAAAGCCAACGACCUUGAAAUACAGUCAACAAAUGGCCGAUUAGAAAGCAUGAAUUCCGAAGAUAUUUACAUAAAUUUGGCGCGAUCGCUGUAUCAAAAUGGUUGGCUGAACGAGACGAAUCUCAAAGUGGGUGAUUUUCCACAAACUGGGCGCGGCAUCUAUUCCAUAAAAAAUUUCCGUAAAGACGAUCUACUCAUUUCGCUUCCAAUUGAAUCAUUGAUUAGCAUCGUUACGAUUGCGGAUGACAUGAAAUUUCGUUAUCUAUUGAAUCGCAUCUUUGGCGAACAAGAGAAACAGUGCACAUCACAAAGUUUACUUGCAUUAUAUCUGUUAUAUUUAAAGCAUACCAUACAACGUACGGAAUACAUUUCAACGCUUCCAACAUCAUUUUCGGUGCCAUAUUUUUGCGAUGCGGUCGAAAUUCAAGCAAUGCUUCCAGCAAUUCGAGACAAAGUAUACGAUCAACGUGAAAUUAUCGAUGUGGACUUUAAUUGCUUUCAAAAUUCAUUCAAAGAUACACGUUGUACAUGUUGCAAUCAGAUUUAUUUCUGUGAUAUUUUCAAUAAGACCGACUUUGAAUGGUCAUUUUUUGCGGUCAAUUCACGUUCGGUGUAUUUUAAUUUGGAAAAAAUAGCCGUCAAACAUUUGGAUUCGGUGCGACGUGUACAAAAAUUGCUCAAAGAUGAGCCCACUUUGGCGUUAGCACCAUUUUUGGAUUUAUUGAAUCAUAGUUGCACGGCUGGCACCGGUUUAUAUGUUAAAAAUACAAACAACGGACCACUUUAUCAACUGUAUACGACUGUUCCGUUCACAAAAUAUGAACAAGUUUUUAUUAGCUAUGGCGCAUUGGAUAACAUUAAAUUACUUACGGAGUAUGGGUUUUUUGUUCCAAAUAAUAAACAUGAUUUUGUGGAAAUUCAUCGCAAAGACAUUGAAUGUUACCUUAAAACGAUUCCGUAUCGCAUCAAAAUGCUCAUUUCGAAUGAAAAUCUUGACCAAAAUCUAUUCAUUACCCGCACCAAUGGAUUCAGCCAUAACAUACGGAUUUUAAUUUACAUUUUAUGUAAUUCAGCGCAUGCAACAACAGUGGCCGAUGAAAAUUACUUCAAAAAAAUCAUCUACGGCGACAUCAAUGGAAAAAACUUUUUAUCGAACGAUACGAAAGCAAUGUCAUCAAAAAUUGUUGCGGUUAAAGUCAAGGAGUUACGUGAUCAAUGCGGUUACUUCACAGAACUUCAAAAUAACAACACCAUCACCGAACGAGCAACUAUCUAUUUGAAUUACUUGAACGAAGCAAUCAAAUGGCUCGAAUGUGUUGAGCUAGUUUGAUAAGGCUAAGAAAAGCCAUAAUACUGUUUGUAGCAUUUUGAUUUGCGAUACAAGAAAUCAUUUGAUAUUUAAGCCACGAAGAAAUGAAAAGCAACAAAUUUUUUUACAAAUACAAGCAAAUACGAAUGCUCGCAAAUAAGCCGAUUGUUUUCUUUGUAUGUUAUGUUUAUAAAUUUAAAUUGCAUAGAAUUUUAUUUUCCAUUUUAUUUACAAAUAAAAUAACUUAUUUCCAACCGAU